UAAAAUCCGGCUCUACCAUGCUGUUUCAAAAUAUUGGUCCACCGGAUGUCACGUUUGGCACUGCUGGCUUGAUCAAAAGGUCACCAUGGACAGUCUAUGCAUCCUCGCUGUGAUUUUGUUCGGUAUCGUGUACAGCAAUGCGGUUCCGAUGGCUCCUCCGCAUCGCUUGGCAGUUCGGACGCUGAAUAACGGCAGCAGUCUGCCCCUUGUGAGACCGCAUCACCCGCACGGUGGAAAAAAGGAACCCAGACAUGGAGGAGCACUGAAAAUGACCGAGGAAGAGCGAAAGAAACAUCCUAAAUUCAAACGUCAUUCCAGAGGGAAGAGCCGCACUGUGGCUGUUAUCCCGGAUUGUUUUGACGCACGCCAGCAGUGGCCAAACUGCCAAAGCAUCCAGGAGAUCCGAGACCAAGGACAAUGCAACACCUGCUGGGCUGUAUCAUCCUCCAGUGUAAUAUCCGAUCGCUUAUGCAUUGCAUCCGGACAAGCUGACCAAACGUACGUUUCAGCGCUACAUCUGGCGGCAUGCUACAGGCCGGACGAAACUCCCCAGCAGAUUUGUGACAACCCAUACUACACCGAGAGAGCGUACGCCAAUGCAGCGAUGAAGGGCUACAUUUCGGGUGGUGACAGCCCGAGCGUGGGAUGUGCUCCCUAUCCAUCGUUGCCGGAUUCUGCGCCCCUGAACUGUCCAGCCGAUAGUUGCACGAACCCUGAUUAUACACCGACAAGCCCGGCUGACGACAUGCGUACAGAUGACUCGUACUGGGUACACAGUUUAAGCAAUCCUAAAGAUCAAGCGGAAAUAACUCAGAUUGUGAAAGAUAUGCAGACGGAAAUCAUGACCAACGGUCCAGUAACGGCCAGUGUAGAGGACUGGAGCGACUGGCAAGAUUGGAAAUCCACGCAAGGUGCCUAUCGUGGACCCGGUGACGGCGCUAAGCAAAACGGUCACCAUGCAAUCCGCAUCAUCGGCUGGUGCUCAGAUUCUAACGGUGUCCCCUAUUGGAUCAUCGCCAAUUCCUGGGGCACGGAAAACGGUGAACAGGGAAUCUACUGGGUGGAGCGGGGCAAGAACGUAAUUGGCAUUGAGAGUGAUUUCAGUGGAGCUAUCAUUAAAGUGCCGGGUAGCUGUCCGAGUUCCUUCUGCACGACCGGUAUCGAUCAGAUCGUGCGCCUGGACAGCUCUGAUAUGAACUCUGCGACGUACGCUUUUAACGGUGACUGUACUGUGCAAGUAACGAUCGAUGAUAACGGCCAGAUAACUCCGGUGGGCAAUCCGGUUCCAAUCGGUAAAGUUUUUCUCGAUGCGCCAUCUGGACCCAUUGUUGGAUGGGAUACGGGCGACAAAAACGAUGUGUGGUUGAAAAAUCCGACGGGAUCCGGCGAUUGCACGGUUGUCAGUGGGGCCAGUAAGUACAGCUGCCAGGCGUACAACUCUUUUGGUGGAACCAACGUCCAAACUGUUUUAAAUGGAGACACCUACCUUUACGAUAACACAAGCCCGACGUGGCUAUUCAAAAAUGGUAACGGAGUCAACAUCAAAACAUCUUUCACGUCCCAAUUCAGCAAGGUCAACACCAUACUGAGCCUGAGCAGCGGUAAUAUUUUGGUAUGUGGUACCAGGACUUCCAGCAGCCCAGUUUGCGGAACCUUUGACACUUCCGGAAAGACGGUAUCUGCACCGGCUUCCGUUAGCAGCGCAUUCACCCAGUGUUAACUGAUUCGUAAUCUCUACGGAUAACUGCGCAUGCAGGACUGAUACACUAUCAUAGUUCAUCUGGAGAUAUCUGUCAGGUUUAAGCUGUACAGUCGUUACCAUUAAAAUCAAUUCCUGUCUGCUGGAUCCUUGCUCAGGUUCGAACCUGGAAAAGCGCCCCAUGUGAAGUAAAUCAUGCUGUCUAUUGGUGAAAUGCUUUCUGGUGGCGCACAACCUGGUCAUGUUACUUGAGUCUUGAGUGUAUGCCGACUCAAUAAUCCAUGUUAAAUAUUGUAUUUAAAAACUUGAAAAAAAUUACAAAAAAUCGAAACAUCAAACGACAUCGAGAU
Molecule: messenger RNA, 2049 nt
Organism: Paramacrobiotus metropolitanus
Lineage: Eukaryota; Metazoa; Tardigrada; Eutardigrada; Parachela; Macrobiotidae
Exons: 10
Coding region: 86-1720 (544 amino acids)
Cellular component (GO): lysosome
Molecular function (GO): cysteine-type endopeptidase activity
Source: RefSeq, a predicted model, not a curated record